Messenger RNA from Knipowitschia caucasica, 3327 nucleotides. The record is from the annotation of a GenBank genome assembly. Lineage: Eukaryota; Metazoa; Chordata; Actinopteri; Gobiiformes; Gobiidae.
AUGGGGAAUCCAGUGACACGAGAGUUUGAGGUUGGGAGACAUCUAGCUAGUGGUGGCCCUUGCAUGUGCUGGAGAAUCUACAAUGGUACAAAAAAGUCAACUAAACAGGAAGUGGCAGUUUUUGUUUUUGAUAAAAAAGUAGUUGACAAAUAUCAAAAGUAUGAAAAGGACCAAAUUAUUGAUUCUUUAAAAAAAGGGGUACAACAGUUAACAAGAUUACGCCACCCACGUCUAUUGACCGUACAGCAUCCUCUUGAAGAAUCACGAGAUUGUCUGGCAUUUUGUACCGAGCCAGUGUUUGCCAGUCUUGCUAAUGUGCUGGGUCAAUGGGACAACCUCCCUAGUCCUGUGCCCAACGACAUAAAGGAAUAUAAAUUAUUUGAUGUGGAAACAAAAUAUGGCUUGUUACAGAUUUCUGAAGGCCUAUCGUUUCUACACAGCGGAGUGAAAAUGGUUCAUGGAAACUUGAGUCCCGAAAACAUAAUUCUCAAUAAAAGUGGUGCCUGGAAAAUCAUGGGUUUUGAUUUCAGCAUUUCGUCUUGCAACCCCUCUGAUGCCGAGCCUAAAUACACAUGUAAGGAGUGGGAGCCUAACCUCCCUCCACUCUGCCUCCCUAACCCGGAGUACCUUGCUCCGGAGUACAUCCUGUCAGUGAGCUGUGACUCGGCCUCGGACAUGUACUCUCUGGGUGUGGUCAUGCAUGCUGUCUUCAAUGAAGGAAAGCCUGUUUUCCAAGUAAACAAGCAUGACAUUUUUAAAAGCUUCAGCAGACAAUUGGAUCAGCUCACCAACAUAAGUCCAGCACUCCUGAACAAAAUGCCAGAAGAGGUUCGAGACCAUGUGAAGAUGCUUUUAAGUGUUGCAUCAACUGUAAGACCUGAUGCUGACCAGAUAACAAAAAUCCCUUUUUUUGAUGAUGUUGGAGCAGUAACUCUUCAGUAUUUUGACUCACUCUUUCAAAGAGACAACCUACAAAAGUCACAGUUUUAUAAAGGCCUGCCUAAAGUUUUACCUAAACUACCCAAGAGAGUAGUUGUAUAUCGGAUCUUGCCGGCUUUGACUUCAGAGUUUGUCAACCCUGAUAUGGUUCCCUUUGUACUUCCAAACGUUCUGCUCAUUGCUGAAGAUUGCACCAAGGAGGAGUAUGUUCGACUCAUUCUGCCAGAUCUCACACCAGUUUUCAAGCAGCAAGAGCCCAUCCAGAUUCUGUUAAUAUUUCUUCAAAAAAUGGACCUGCUGUUGACCAAAACCCCAGCAGAAGACAUCAAAAACAGUGUGCUGCCUAUGGUCUAUCGGGCUCUUGAAGCUCCUUCUGUUCAGAUACAGGAGCUAUGUUUGAACAUUAUUCCAACAUUUGCCAAUCUGAUUGACUACCCAUCAAUGAAGAACUCCCUUAUUCCAAAGAUCAAAUCUGCGUGUCUGCAGACAUCUUCUCUUGCCGUGCGGGUGAACUCUCUUGUGUGUUUGGGGAAAAUUUUGGAAUAUCUAGACAAGUGGUUUGUCAUCGAUGAAAUCCUCCCGUUCCUGCAGCAGAUUCCAUCCAGAGAACCAGCAGUGCUUAUGGGCAUUCUAGGAAUUUACAAGUGCACCUUCAGUCACAAGAAGCUGGGCAUUCCCAAAGAGCAUCUUGCCACCAAGAGCUUGCCGCACCUUGUGUCUCUCAGUGUAGACAAUAACCUCAAUCUGAACCAGUUUAACUCUUUCAUGAUGGUUAUUCGGGAUAUGCUGAGUCGAAUGGAGGCAGAGCACAAGACAAAAUUGGAGCAGCUGCAUGCGAUGCAAGAACAGACCAGAAGUUUAAAUGUAUCCAACCAAGGGAUCCAGUCAGAAGAGACAAAAUCCAUUCCAAAGUCUGGAAACCAGAUUGAUGAUAUUUUUGGAAGCACAACUGUCAAUGGAAAAGAAAACGGGUCUUCAGGAUCAGUGCCUAACAGAAUGUCUCUAACAAUGGAAGAAAAACAACGGCUUGCAAAAGAACAAGAACAGGCUGCCAAACUUCGAAGUCAGCAACCAUUAGCACCGCAAUCAGUCAAACCAGCUUCUUCUUCCUCCAAUCAGACAAAAGACCUGACCAGCAGUCUUCUUAAUAAUAUGACCUCUUUGAAUAGUCUGUCCUUGGCCAACACGCCUCGUCCUGGUACUGUGCCCGGAUCCACUGUGUCCUUUCCCGCUCCAAACCCAAUGGUGGGCUCCAUGGGGGCACCAUUGUCCAAUGGCUACAACACAACCAUGGGCUUUCAGGCUCCUCCCAUUGGGAUGGCUUUGUGUUCAACAGGGCCCAGUCUUUAUGGUGGGAUGGCUACCACCACCAGCACCCCAAACUUUGGUGCCCUGACACAGAACCAAGCAGACCCUCCGCCAGACCAGCAAUAUCUCACAAGAAUAUCCAUGGAGUGUCAUGACUAUACUGACCAAAAGCCUUGUCAUAAUGAGAGAGAUAAAGAAACCUUUCCUCCUGAGUUCGUGUAUAAAUUGAGUCCAAAGGAGACGCAGGAGUUGGUUAAGUUGAGAAUGUCAAAUCAAAAUCUUUUUAGUGGAAAAAGAAAUGCAUCUAUGUGUGGAUGGAGUACUAUUCUCAGACACAUGGGAUUACAAGACAAAAUAACUCACUAUCAAGCAGCCAAAAAAUGGGAGAAUUUGAAAAAGAGAUACAAGGAUCUCAAGUAUACUAUUCAAGGUGAUGACAGUAAAGAGCCACAAUCUCCUCACUGGCCUCUUUUCACUUUAAUGAAUGAUGCCAUGGAAGGGCGACUUGAUAACAGUGCUACUGUUCUCACAACGACACAACAAGACAGAUUUGAAGUCUUGAACUGUCCCAAACGAAAGAAGAGGCGGCUAAUAAUGCCUGCAAUUUCCUCAGUAGAAUCACUGGCUCCUGAAUCCUCUUCUGAAUUCUUCGCAGGACCAGAAGUUGAGGUCACAUUAAAUCAAGAGAUACCUUCAGAAGGAAGUCUGGAUAUAGGGCACAUCUUGGAGCAAGUGGACAAUGAAAAGAAAGUGAUGGAUCAGCAGAAGCAAAUGAUGGAGCGUGAGCACCAGCUGCUGCAAAGAGAACGGUCAGCAUUGGACAGAGAAGUAGCAUCACUGGAGAGAGAGAGAGCGUCGCUGGACAGAGACAGAGCUGCUAUAGAGAGAGAGAAGGCCCUGCUCGACAGAGAGAGGGCGUUGGUGGAGAGGGAGAAGGAGGCUGUGUCCAGAGGCCGGCAGGCUCUGGAGCAGGAGAGAAUCAGACUGGUGGGAGCAAAGAGCGAAUCGGACAAUACAGACUCUGCAGACAGAAAGGAAAAAUUUCUUUUUUUGUUUGAAAAGCUUAUCAGCAAUUUUUAA